Penaeus chinensis is the source of this 5248-nucleotide messenger RNA. RefSeq names its product Golgi reassembly-stacking protein 2-like (gene Grasp65). Gene Ontology annotation, molecular function: protein binding. The transcript is spliced from 8 exons. The coding region runs from base 112 to 1629 and encodes 505 amino acids. Gene Ontology annotation, biological process: Golgi organization. Lineage: Eukaryota; Metazoa; Arthropoda; Malacostraca; Decapoda; Penaeidae. Gene Ontology annotation, cellular component: Golgi apparatus. The record is from RefSeq and is a predicted model, not a curated record.
UCUCCCACAAUCCUCGCUGCCACGUCUGUUUGGGCUGAGGUCGGGGUCGCUCGCUCAGGAAAUUCGUGGCUCGGGUGACAUUUCGCUCUCUCAGGGGAGAAUAUAUUCACCAUGGGAGGAUCACACAGCGUGGAGAUCCCUGGCGGUGGCAUGGAAGGAUACCACGUGCUGAGGGUACAAGAGAAUUCCCCUGGGCAACUAGCAGGAUUAGAAGCAUUCUUUGAUUUCAUUGUUGCUAUUGGAAACACAAGAUUGGAUCAAGACAAUGAUACUCUGAAAGAACUCUUAAAAAGUUCAAUUGAAAAAGAGCUAAAGAUGACUGUCUAUAGCAGCAAGACCCAAACACUUCGAACAGUGUCUAUCACCCCUUCCAACCUCUGGGGUGGACAGGGGCUACUUGGUGUGUCCAUCCGAUUUUGUUCCUUUGAGGGAGCAAAUGAGAAUGUUUGGCAUAUACUUGAAGUUGAACCAAACUCUCCAGCAGACAUUGCUGGCCUCCAGGCCUACACAGAUUAUAUCAUUGGUGCUGACUCGGUCCUGCAUGAGAGUGAGGACCUCUUCUCACUUAUUGAAGCCCAUGAAGGUCGACCACUCAAGCUCUACGUGUACAAUGUUGACACAGACGCUUGUAGGGAAGUGACUGUUACACCCGAUACUCAGUGGGGAGGAUCAGGAAGCUUGGGAUGUGGAAUUGGCUAUGGAUAUCUUCAUCGUAUUCCUACCCAGCGUAAUGCAUCCCAAACACAUCCUGCUCAAACAGAGGCCGUUUCUUCAUCAUCAGAACCAUUGUUACAGGUGGCCACUGGAAGCGGUAUAGAUACAGUUGUUUCAAGUAUAAAUGAUAUGAGUUUAUCUGAAAGCACAACGACAGCAACAUCUACAAUUCCUCCACCCACUGCCUUUACAGCAGCCCCUGAAGCUAAUCUAGCAUAUGCUACAGCUACAGCAACUGCUGCUACCACUGCUGCCAUGCCAGCUGCUACUGCUGCUGUGCCCAGUAUACCACCACCUUCACCAUUCACUCCAACUUCUAUUCCCCCACCUGCUGAGCUGCCAGCAAGUGUCACUUCUCCAGUUGUUCCAGCUCCUACACCUUAUUCUCAGGCCCCCAUUGCCACCACGUCAUAUGCCCCAGUCCAAGCACCAGUUGAAACUUUCAUCCCAAAUCCCGCAUCUGUUGCAUCUCCUCUUCAAACUCCCAUGCUGCCACCAAUGCAAGUCUCCACGGAGAUACCAAUGCAGCCAAUGAACUUCCAGCCUUCAGCCAUGCCACAGCCAAGUCCCUUGAUGAUGGGUGGUGCCCCAACUGUCCCAGUCAUGGCUCCUCCAGUGAUAGGAGGGUCUGAAGGUGCACCACCUAGUGUUGGCAUUACCGCACCGAUGUCUCUGCCCCAGCCAUCACAACCUGCUCUGAAUAUGUACUUCUCAUCACCACCUAUGGUCACCCCACCAGUUCCUCCCACUUUUGCAGCACCAUCAAUGCCAUCAAUCCCAGGAAUGCCAGUGACUACCCCAAUUAAUCUUCCUGGGAUGCCCCCAAUCACAGUAAGUGCCACAUUGCCACCAGAGUCAUUCCAAGGAAUCCCCAGCAACCCACCUGCCACUUCUCAGCCACAACCAGUUCAGUAGAUUCUGUUAACCAACCCACUUUCUAGAGUGUAAGCAGUUAUUAAAGUGAAUUAUAUUGGAAAUUUAACUGUAAGUAUGUAAUGUAGGAAGGGAAAGCAUCAUUGUAAUAAUUUAUGAAGGGAGAUAUGGAACAUAUGUAUCCAUAACACUACUGUCUCAGAUUCUAAAGCUGUAUGAAUACCUGUAGUUGUAUGCUCCAAGUUUAAAAUUGUUUACAGUGAUUGUUAUAUAUGUAAAAUCUUCAGAUCAGAAAAUCUUUUACACUGGAAAACUUGUAGCAGUCUUUAUUUAUUUACUUAAGUGAGUAAAUGUUGGUGGAUUGGAAUAGGCUAAGAUCAAGUAAAACAAGAUCUCUUUGGGAUGUAUGGGAAUUUCCUUUGCCAAAUGAAAUGAUAAGUUUCAUUAGAUAAUAUAUUCCAUAUUUUGUAUUAAUGUCUUACUUUGGAGAACCAUUUGUUAUUUAUGUUAUUGUUUUUUUUGUUGUUGUUUUUACUUCAGAAACUUUUUAUGUUGCGGUGGUCUGUUUUGAAAAUUGAGAACUGUUAGUAGUCCAUGAAGUCUUCAGCAUGUUUUUCAUCAGUAUACUUGUUUUGUCUGUAUGUUUUAUGAGCAGUGACUGUUCAACACUAAGAUGUUACCAUAAAACUGAAGCUUUUAGACUUUCAUGUAUUACAGAACUUUGCAUAGUGUGGAAGAUUUAAGUUAAAUAUGCCAUUAAAUAGUGGUGUUUCUUGGAAUUCAGCUUGAUAAAAAGGGACAGUGGAAACAGGUUGUUUUGGUGCACAUUCUUUCAACAAAAAUGCUCUGUGUGAUGUCAAGGCAUUAUGUGAGCAUUUAAAUCUUUACAGAGGGUAAUUGAUGAACAGUGUAAAAAGUGCUACCUAACUUUGAGCUUAUUUUGAACAAAGGAAAAACAUGUUGGCCUUAGCCUCUAUGGCUAGCUUUUUUUAUGUGAGACCUUUCAAAAUUAAUUCUUAAUUUUAUAUUCAUUAACAUGAACCAAAUAUUCAAAUAUUUAAAUAUUCUGAAUGUGAUCUGCUUCAAUAUUAAUGCAAGUUAUAAUGAGAUUAUGUGCAUGUUAGCUUUGUGGUGUAUGGCUCAAAAUUCUCUUACUUUCUUUUGUAAAUAUUUGUAUAAAUGAACAUACGAUUAUUGAGGUACUUGAUCUUUAAUUUUGACUUUAUAUUUGUGUGUAGUUCAGUAAACAUGCUUUACCAAUCCCUUUUUUCUUAUUAAAUCUGCAAUACCCAAGGAGUAAUUGAGGAAAUUUAUGAUGGUUACUUUUCAAAGAUGUCCUCGACUCUGUGAAAAUAAAUUUAUCUUCAUUAUAUGAAUAUAUUAUGUAAGUAUUAUUAUUUUUUCCAGUACAUGGAAUUGGAAUGAAACCCAGGUUGUAGAAAAAAAAAUCUCUUAAUAACCAAAAUGGAGUUAUCUUAAGGCUCCACUUAACCCUUUGAGGACAAGAGAUACAGUUCAUGAUUUUCUUUCUUUUGAUUAGAUGGAGGCUAAGGAAUGUAUCUAUACGGAGAGCAAAUUUAUAAAGCUUCAGUAAAUUUCAGAUUUAUUACAACUGAUUGCUUGUAAAGGUAGGAUGAGUUACUAUUAUAACUGCAUAGGUCCUACUUUUCAAUUUAUGCUAUUGAUCUAAUUAUAUGGGAAAAAAUGGAGAGAGAAUGCGGUUAUGAUUAAAACAGCAUGUAUUACAGUUCACUGACAUAGAUUACUUCACAUCAGAUAUAUAAAAAAUUGUGGGAGGUGAAAUGCCAUGUUUAGUUUUAUUACAAGGCAGCUUUCCUAUAAUACUUGAUAUUUUGUCUAUAAUGCACAGUUUGGUACAUGAACUGUUGGAAGUGAUACAAAAAUUACCUAAUUUUCAACAUAAGUGUCAAAAUUUUAAAUAUAUACAGGCAAAAAACAUGCUUGUAAAGAUGCACUGUAUGCAAACAUCUUCAUAUUCCAUGUGCAUUAUAGCAUAUGCUCAAGCCUGAAUACAUAUACACACCACUGAAUAAAGUAAUUGUAGACUUCAGAAAUGUUUUCCCAGUGGCAUUAUUAAAAGUAGGUAUUACCCUUAUUAACAAAGUUAUCAUCCGAUUCAGAAUCUGCAGGAUGCUUUAAUAGUGUAUAUGGUUCUCAUAGCUGCCACAAAUAUAUAUUACAUUUUCAGUAUAACUUUAUAGAAAAAGAAAAGCAGCAGCCAAGAUGCAUUUCCCCUAUAGAGCAGAAUUAGAAAAACAGUAGUAGCAGUGAACCGAAUACUAGACAGAGACGUCAUAAGCAAGAAAGUGUGAUUAUAGCAGACUACAUCUCCUCAAAGGGUUAAGAAGGAUAGUGGACUUUCAGUGCUAUUCAGUUGAAGAACCAAUGAUAUUUUUAUAUGUUAUCUUACCAUUUACUGACAAAUUCCAUAUCCUAUAACCUGUUUAAAAAUAACAGAUUAUUUAUUUAAAUGUUCAUUUAUUUUCUGAUAUCUUCAAGUGCCUACUAGCAUGACUCUGUAAGGGUAUUUGCAUACCUUUGAGUGGAUAUAUGUUUAUUCUUAAUUUUCUGAAGUGUUUCUCCAUUUGUUAAUUGUUUUGUCCCGAUGAAGUGCAUAAGGAAUAUUCUAAGAAAAAUAGGAAAGAAAUGGUUACUAGAAGCAAUCACCCUGCAACUCAGAACUAUGUAGCACUAUUAUGAAAAAGGCAAUUUGAAAAAGUACUUAGGUUGAGCCUCCACCUGAAAGUUUUUUUUCUUUUUUCACUAAUUUUCAUACAAAACCAUUAUAACAGAAGUUAAGGCAUACAACUCUGAUAUGGAAAAAUAGUUUAAUCUGAAUUGCAUUAACAUAUGCUUUGUGGUUAUAGAAACUUGAAAAAGAAUCAGUAGAGGUAUUACUGCCUCUGCAUUUCUGGAUGACUUAUGGGAGCUAUUUAUAAUUGUGGCUGGUAGCAUUAGUCCUCACAAAAUGCAACAUAAAAAAGUACUGGUAUAUUUCAUCUUUCAGCAAAUAUUUAGUUUGGUGUUAGAUUAGGUGUUGUAUUUGAAAAUUUCAUGCCAAUUCUUGUUGAGCUUUUGAAGUUGCUGGUUAUAUAAACGUGUGUAUAUACAGAAAGUACAGUCCGGUGUCAUAUUUUGACGAGCUUUUAAUAUGUCUGUACUCAAGCUAGAAAAAAAAAUCUUCAUAUAUUGUAGCACUCAAAUUUGAAAGUUGCACCAUUCCCUCUAGGAAAUUAAGGGUAAUUUGCCAUAAAUUCUGUUCAACUAAUAAACCAAUAUAAAUUAUAAUUAUUUUGGUGUUUUGUUACUGAUUUUAAAUUAUUUUAUGUAAAUUGAAAACUUUGUCUGGAAUCUUCUUUUAUCUUCUGUAAAGGCUUGCCUGCACAGGAGGGCUUAAUGGGCAGGCACAUCAGCAGGCAAUUGUAAAGGUGACUUCACAGGCGAGAAAAUUAAGAAACUACUUGUUUAUCAAGUAGUUUAUCCACAUGUGACGUCAUCUCUAUUCGUGAACGCCCAUGUGCCAGCUGAUUAUGCCCACCUGUGUGAACAAGCCUUCAUAGUUAAACUCCACAAUCAAUUUCUUGUUUUAUAUAUAGAUUAUACAGAAAUAAAAAUCUUGUUUAAUAUAUUGAAUAAUAUA